AUGGAUUCAGUCAAAACCGUUUUUGUAACAGAAGAUGCAUUUCUUACCACUCAGUACGGUUUUGAUUUCGACAAUAUAACAUACCUCACUCAAGAUUUCUACUUAACAUCGCCAUCAUUGACUACAACAGACAAACCCAUUGAAGAUGAAUACGGAGGUCCAACUAGACUUGAUGUGAUUCUUGGUGUCGCAAUGGUGUUCUUGAUCAUUCCUACUGUCACUGGGAAUGCCCUCAUACUCAUAGCAUUUUGGAAGACACGUCGUCUUCGCACGUACUUCAAUUAUUUCAUUUGUAGCAUGGCGUUUUCUGAUCUUACCAUUGGCGCCAUCAACAUGCCCAUAUACUCUAUUGAGUUUUUCCGUGGUCGGUGGCCGUUUGGUCCCAUGGCGUGUCUUAUUUUCUCCAUCAUCGAUCAUGUUUUUGUCCACGUUUCCGUGCUAUCAGUGGUGGUCAUUGCCAUCGAUCGUUACAAAUCUUUAGCUGAUCCCUUAACACAUCUCAGGAGAAAGUCUCCUUGUCGUGCUAUUUUAGUGAUACUCACAACUUAUCUGAUUCCAAUCAUCUUGUGGACUUGGUUUGUUCUCUUUCGAAAGCAAGGCAGAAACGAAAACUGUUACACAGGAAAACGCGGAGAAUUUCCGUUUAAUUUCGUCACACCCUUUUUUCUCUACCUGAUUCCUCUUGUAAUUUUAGCCUCCUAUUGCAUCGCCAUCUAUAAAAUUAUAAGGAGUCGAAAUUGUAACCGGAUGUCGGAUAAAAUGAGAAGUAGUCGGCUUUCACUCACAGAUUUGAGUCGACCUCGGGAAAACGAGACCAAACUUAGCAUUCUGUCUUCUAUGGAUAUUAGCGGUUCUAUUAAAAGAGGGACUCUGAAUCCAGUUUGCUCAACAGAAGAUAUUGAUCCAAUUCAGAUUGAGAGCUAUCCAGGAUGCAAGCCGGAUCUCAACAAUGCACCUGAAAUCGGACAGUCGAAUAUUGAAUCAACUGAAAAUGUGGACUCUCCAAAUCGAAAGGAUCUUAGCGUUUGCUCAUUUGGCAGUGAAAAUGAAACCGUUUUUACAAGAGAAUCACUCGCAACAUCCGAUGAAUUCAUUGAACAAGGACAUUUGUCACACGGGCGGAAUGAUAAAGAAGAUGCAGAUUACGAUGUCGAUACGCCCACUACACAAUCGCAAACUUAUUCGGCCUCAAAACACAGAGUUUACACUGCUCACAACAAAAUGCAGUUAAAAGAGCCAGCUAGUGAAGGGAGAGUUGCAUCAACAGAAGGCCUCUCGAUGUCAAAGCCGUCUGAAGAAAACCGAAAAGCCGUUCGUACUUUAUCAUUCAUCGUGCUAGCUCUGGUUGUAUCAUGGUCACCAUGGGUAAUCUUUGUAUUCAUAGAAAAUAUCUGCGGAAAUAAUUGCAACGUGGAAAGUGUGUACCACGUGAGUAUAUAA
Lytechinus pictus (painted urchin) is the source of this 1440-nucleotide messenger RNA. Its product is annotated as muscarinic acetylcholine receptor M1-like. Gene Ontology annotation, cellular component: plasma membrane; dendrite. Bases 1 to 1440 code for a protein of 479 amino acids. Gene Ontology annotation, biological process: chemical synaptic transmission; G protein-coupled receptor signaling pathway, coupled to cyclic nucleotide second messenger. NCBI's taxonomy places the organism in Eukaryota, Metazoa, Echinodermata, Echinoidea, Temnopleuroida, Toxopneustidae. The record is from RefSeq and is a predicted model, not a curated record. The transcript has a single exon. Gene Ontology annotation, molecular function: neurotransmitter receptor activity; G protein-coupled serotonin receptor activity.